This is a messenger RNA of Parnassius apollo (apollo), 4437 nucleotides long. The record is from the annotation of a GenBank genome assembly. NCBI's taxonomy places the organism in Eukaryota, Metazoa, Arthropoda, Insecta, Lepidoptera, Papilionidae.
AUGGAUCCAGUAGGACCAUGGUCAGCAUAUGCUUCUUACAAUCGGCUAGCAGGGGUUCAGGCUGGUGCUGCAAGUGGAGAUUUUCAUCACCAUCUAGCAAGUGGUGGUUCUGGUAUUGGCAGCCAGUCUGUUCCAUCAACUACAAGCCAAUUGUUGCUUCAGGCGGCUCACACAACAGCAUCGUUAGCUGGACAACUUGGUUCAUCAACUGCUUCACCCUUUAACCCUGGUGGAUUUUUAUCACCACCCACUGUUGGGUAUGAUGCAGUAUUUUCACCUUUGUUUCAUCAUGCAAGUCCAAAACCUGCACAUUACAGUUCUUCUCUUCAGGCACAACAUCGGCAAGUAAUUGCGCAAGCUCAAGCUGUAGUUGCAUCCAAACAGUCAUCAGUGGAAACUGAACUUUCUUCUUUAAGAGAAAAUUACUCUCAUCAAACAUUAGCACAAGGAACUACAUUUUUUGACCAAUCAUCAACCCCUGGCAGCACAACUGGGUUAAGUUGGCAAGGAAAUAAUCAACUCCCAAGUCCAUUUGGGAUUUUACCUCAUGAAAGUGUUGUGCCCUCAUCACCAAGCCCAGCUACGACAAAAGCUUCAGUAGCCUAUGAAAAUUUUAAUGCUCAUUUUGCUGCUGCACAGUCACUUAACAAUCACCUUAAUUCACAACUUUCCAGUGCUGGUAAACAAACAAAUAGGUCAGGUUCGCCUGCUACUGCAUCUAAACAACCUGUGUCUUCAACUUCAUCAACAUUUUUUCAAUCUCCUCCUGCAUUUGGAAAUCAGACGGAUAAUUCAUACAGUGCAAGUGGUGCAAAGAGUGGUCAACUUUCAUCUCAACAGGAUUAUGCUGGAAGUAAGUCAUAUUCAAGUUCUGCAAGUUCAAAUGUUCAUUCUCAACAAUCAUGUAUUGUGUCAACUCCAUCAGUAACCUCAUCCUCUACACCACCCAGUAAAGAAUACUGCACAUCGUCUAGUGAUUCUACUAGGCCUUCGGUUUCCAUAUAUAAUUCCCAUUCCCCUAAAAAUACUAGUAGUGAAAAGUCAUCCAGAACUACUCACAAUACAAGUAGCAGUUUUGUAUCACCAACAUCUAAACCACCUCAAGUGCAAACUAAGGCACAAAGUAAAAUAUAUCCUGAGCUAGGUAAUGAACAGAGAAAAAGCUGUGAUUCUAAUGAAAAAAUUCAGCCACAGUCAUCCCCUAUAAGUUAUUCUAUUAUGGAUGCACCAGGAAGAUUAAGUUACAGUAAUAGUACUAAUUCAUCCACAAAAUCUAAUAGAAUGAAUAACUCUUCAUAUUCUUCCACUCAAAAUUCUAGUUUUAGACAUUAUCAAAGUGGUAAUAAUGUAGAAUCUGAUUAUCAUGUUCGUGCUAAAAGCAGUUCAAGCACAGACACAGGUUAUUCAAGUAGUAGUUCACAAAAUGGUCCCGAUUGUGGUGUUGUUAUAGGUAGACGACAGAGUCCAUUACAGUCAGUGCCACAAACAUCACCCCUAGGUCAUGGAUCUAGUCCUGCUUAUCCAUUGUACCAUAGUCCAAUGAAUUCAAUAAAUUCUCCACAACAACAUGGUGAUCAUUAUAGUAAGAUUAAUAAUUCAGCUCCGCGGUCUCCUCUAGAUGCAUCUGUAUCAAGAUCUCCAUCUCAAAAUAGUCAAGUGGCAUAUCCCUCUGUCAUUACUAGGGCCUUAGGGAUAGAACACAGUAAAAACUUUAAUGAAAAUAAAUAUGAAAGAAAUCAUAGUCAGGCAUCAAAUCAACCCUGUUGGGAAGCUGAUCGCCAAUUAAGUAGGAAAUACAAUAGUAAUGGUAGUAAUAGUAAUUAUAACUUACCUGAAAGUAAUACUCAUAGUGAGAAACCUUCUCAACCAUCUCAAAAUACAGCUGACAGGUUAACUGUAAAUGAUAAACAUCACUAUUUUGAUGGAAACAAUGUAGCCUUACAAGAUUUGUCCAGUUGUCGAGGUGAUCCCAUGAGUAUUGUUAAAAAUUUGCAAACCUUACAACAGAGUUGUCAGUUACAAGAUGUUAAAUCAAGUAAAAGUCAACCCCCAACCUCAAAUAUUUCACCACUGAACAAAUCAGUUCUAAGAAGAAAAAGUACUGAAAAACCUGUGCCUCAUGCAAAUAUGAAUGAAAUAUCUAAUGUAGUAAUGGCAGAUUAUUUAGCUAAUAGAAUACCACCACCUGCUCAUAGUUCAACAAAUAAUCAGCAACAAAAUGGUAGCUAUUUUGAUUUCGAAAGGUGGAAUCUUCCACCUCCUCCACCUAAAAUGUUUCCUGGCACUACACCCUUUGGUUCUCAAGCUCCCCUUCAUGCAACAAAUUUUGCUAAUCAACAUCAAGCUCUAGCCAUGCAGCAUGGACAUGCAUUAACCUAUUUCCCACCCUUUCACCUGGGUCCCCAUCCAGAUUUUCAAUCAUCUGUGGAGUUAACACCUUUGUCAUCAUUUAGUGAAACACCACCUUCGGCUUCCUCGUCAUCUUUUUCCACACCAGAAACUCGUGAGGAGGAACAGCCCAAGGUGGUAGUACCUAAUAUAGAGGAAGAACUUGGUUUCCUUGCAGAACAACGAGCUAAUACUGCAUCAUCGGUAGCACCCUCUUCUCAGCAGCAGAAUUUAAACAGUGCUUCCCAAGACGCUGCUACAAAAACUAUGGAAAAAAAAUUCAAUGUUCCGGUCACGGGCCCCGGUUCAGGUUUCAUGGCUUCUUAUUUGAAAUUUUUACAAGGGGAACGUGAUACGUCUCCUCCGCCGGCCGGUAGAGGCGCCAGAAAGUCGACUUGGUCUAGGACUAACACAAAUAGCAAUACAAACAAUACGAAACCAUUUACUCCAAAUGAACACAAUAAGAGCCAAUGUGAAUCAAAUACUCCUCAACAAAGUGCAAAUGGUGCGAUGGCGCCGACAAAUGCAAUUAGCACUGGAAUGUCUCUAAGUAAUCCAGUUAUGAGUUCAUCAGUUAAUAUAAGCACAGCUAGUUUAUUAGGAGCUAAUCAGAUACAUGGUUCACCAUCAAAUAUAUUAAGUACACAAGGGAAGACUGAGAUGGAUGAUCGUUAUUAUAACAUGAACAAAGACAGAAAAAGAAAGUAUGAUGGUACGGAGGAAAGUGCUUAUGAUGCGGAGGAGGAAGCAAGAAGGUUGAAUAAGCCUGUGCUCAAUGUGCCUAGUACACCAUUGAAUGAUAAAGGGAAGAAGGGACGAACGACGAUGAACAAACCGACGCCGUCGGCUGUAGUGGCGCCUCAGCCGGCCGCGCCUAAGAAGCCACGAGCGCCUGCUCCGCCGCCCGUGGCUGCGCUUCAAGCAGCGCCACAGCAACAAUACUAUUACCAACACCAGCCCGAGGAAGUUCCUGCACAUGGAGCUGCAUUGGAAUAUGCAAAUUAUACUGCUACUGACAAUGAUGCAAACAGAAAAUUACAUCAUAUUAAGUCACACCCACAAGUUUCAAGUACAGGCCAAAUUGAUAACACAAGACCGAUUGAGGAGAUGCCUUAUCAGUCUGGUGAAUUUGUGGCCAUUAAAACUGAUCUUAAUGAAAUGUGGCCUGCUAUAUGGCGUGUGGAUGGAAAAACACUGCUGCAGAAAUACGAACCAUUUGAAGAAAAUGGAAAAGUUUUAUAUCGGAAUAUAUCUACGUAUGCAGCAUGGAAUCCUGAUAAUAAAAAACUUUACACCCAGGUGCCUGUCAAAGUGCGCUCACAAUCACAUUUAGAGACAAUAGUUGAAUUAGUUAGGAGUGAGCUGCCACUUGACGAUUGCAAUUUCAUAGAGAAAAGAAUGUUAGAAACGCAAAUGUAUCAAGAAAAUUUCGAAGUGUAUAUACAAACUUUAAUAUCACAUGCCUUGGAUCCCAAUUUUCUCACAGAAAUUUUCCAGGAACAAGACGAAUACUUCUUAUCGAACGUGAAAACCGUGGACGAGGUGACGGAGACGAUGCGGGCGCGCGUGUCGGGGGGCGCGGCGGGCGCGGGCACGGCGGGCGCGCGCGCGCUGGACGCGGCGGCGGCCACGUGGCCCGGCCUCAGCGUGGCGGCGGGCGCGGGCGCCUGCCGCGCCUGCGCUCGCCCCGCCGUCGCGCGCCUGCUGCUCUACGGACAGCCCUACAACCCCGCCACCCUCGAGCCCGUGCAGCCCGACGCUCGCCUCGCAUACGAGAAGGAAUUUCUCGUUUGUGGGACGUGUUGCGGCCGUGUGCAAUUAUAUUCGAGAAUAUCACAUCAAAAAUAUCUAAUGUAUGCUGAAUGCAGCAAACGUGUUGCUGAUAAGCGGAUGCAAAAUCCCAGCAAAGACACUACCAUAAUAUUAAAUGAGUUAUUAGCAGACGAAGUUUGGCUGUCACAGCUGUUUCGCGACGUUCGGCAUUCGUGGGCCGAGGCCGAAUCCUGGGAGCGUAAAAUGCGGCACGCGAUGACGAGACAAAUGAUUUAA